This is a messenger RNA of Culex quinquefasciatus (southern house mosquito), 1576 nucleotides long. RefSeq lists its product as uncharacterized. Bases 164 to 1447 code for a protein of 427 amino acids. The transcript is spliced from 3 exons. Gene Ontology annotation, molecular function: protein binding. The record is from RefSeq and is a predicted model, not a curated record. Gene Ontology annotation, biological process: SCF-dependent proteasomal ubiquitin-dependent protein catabolic process; positive regulation of protein ubiquitination. Lineage: Eukaryota; Metazoa; Arthropoda; Insecta; Diptera; Culicidae. Gene Ontology annotation, cellular component: SCF ubiquitin ligase complex.
CAACGUUGCAGACAUUUCGAAGCAGACACAACAAAACAUUGGAUCAUGUGAUACCACUUUUUUUAAUGUUUACUAGUAUGCUUCCAUUAUCGUUCAUUGAGCGCGCGUGAACUUGUUCUCGGAAGAUAACAAUCGGCCCAUUUUUUUGGGGGCAUCCAAACAGAUGGCAUGUUUUGCUCGACUUCCGAAUGAGACCCUCGAAAACAUCUUCCAAUAUUUGGAUCUGAAAAAUCGCAAAAAUCUAUCCCCAGUUUGUCACCGCUGGAACGAAGUUCUGCUGUCGGAUCGGUACCUGAGAAAGCAUGUCAUUCUACACGUUGAAGGAUGCCGGCUGUUGGAUGCAAAAAUGCUGUUCAAACGAUACUAUCCGGCGUUGUCGAUCAAGCUGGACGCGCAGAACGCGAACGAAAUGAUGAAGAAUCUAAGGUUGAUGAACGAAGUUUGUCCCCAGCCGCGUCACUUGAAGCUGGAAAGCUGGAGUGCGGAUCAACGCUUUGGGUGGGUGCUGAAGAACACUUUCUUCAACUGCACGAACGUUGAACAACUUCACCUCGUUGGGACCUGUAAAACGGAGGCUGGAUACUUCAACGCGUCUUUCGACAAAUUGAAAGUUCUUAAAGUUGAAAGUCUUCACGUUGAGUAUUUGGGAUUGAGUGCUCCAAACUUGAACGAGCUUCAUCUUCGCGUAGAUUCGGAAGACCACAUGGAUCUGCUGCCACAGUUUGCUGAUCAACUGAUCAAACUGGCGGUGGUGUUCGCUUCCAAGGAAGUUCACUACUUUUACAACCUCAAAUUUCCGCAGCUGAUCGAGCUCAGAUUCGACAGAAAGCUCAAGGGAAUGACCAAAAGUGAGCAGGACAUCAGUAUUGCAUUCUUCAAGCGAUUGAAGCAUUUAAGGAGACUAACACUAUCUACCAAGUUCAUCGAUAGCUACGUGAUGCAGAUGAUUUCCGGCAGCAUCUCCAACUUGACCGAGCUUAAGUUGGAAGUUAGCGAAGGAACUAUCGAGCUAUUCAACAUCAGCAAGUUGCAAAAGUUGGAGUUUCUUCUCGUUGUAGCAGAGAAGGUCAAUCUGUUGGGUGCCAAAUUUAGGAUACUAAAACAUCUCGAGCUAGGAUCGUCCAAGCUUGCUUCAGGAACGUACGUGUACGCGUUCGAAGACGUGAUGCUGCUCAAUAAGUUGCGAACAUUAAAUCUACACAACGUUAAGUUUUACCCAGAAGUGCUCAAGCUAACGCCGUCCUACAACGUUGAAAGUAUGCAAAUUACGCACUACAAGAGGUUGGAAGAGAACCACCUUCAAAUUUUGGUCAGACGAUUCCCAGCGAUUCGGUGGCUCAAGAUUGCUUUCUGUCCCGGUUUUACCCAGCGUGAGGUGGAAAAACUAAAACGCAUGAACCCGAAAAUGUGCGUCGCUUUCGAUGAAAUUUCCAGUGCGAGGCUGUGAUAAAAGCUGUGAAGAAAACGUAAAGAUUUCAUCAAACUUGUUUGUUACCUAAAUGUGUAUUGUUCGCGUGUCACUGGUUGCAAUAAAUUAAAAACAUUUAAAUAUUAAAAUAAUAUAAAGUAAAAUCUU